Messenger RNA from Diutina rugosa, 1104 nucleotides. RefSeq names its product ubiquinol--cytochrome-c reductase subunit 2 (gene QCR2). Gene Ontology annotation, molecular function: metal ion binding. Gene Ontology annotation, cellular component: mitochondrion. The transcript has a single exon. The record is from RefSeq and is a predicted model, not a curated record. NCBI's taxonomy places the organism in Eukaryota, Fungi, Ascomycota, Pichiomycetes, Serinales, Debaryomycetaceae. Bases 1 to 1104 code for a protein of 367 amino acids.
AUGUACCGUCGUGUUUCUUCCCGUGCCUACAGCACCAUCAAGCUUAACACUAGAGAAUCGUCCGGUAACUUGACUACCUUGACGGUCAAGGUGAACAAUGCUGGUUCGAAGGCUGGUGCUAAGCCCGGCUUGGCUCACCUUUACUCGAAGUUCAAUUUCCUCAACACCGAGACCAAAUCGGCCCUCAGAUUCACCAGAGAAUCCGAGUUGUUGGGUGGUCAAUUUUCCUCCACCAUCACCAGAGACGCUGUCUUGUUGAAGACUACUUUCCUCAAGCAAGACCUCCCGUACUACGUUGAAGCUCUCGGUGCCACCCUUGCUUCCCCCGCUUUCCGCCCUCACGAAUUGCAAGAAGUUGUUUUGCCCGUCGCCAAGGCCGAAUUCGCUGCCGCUAACGCUUCCAACUCUCACAAAGCCAUUGAGGCUGCUCACGCCAUUACUUACCAAAGAGGCUACGGUCGUCCCCUUUUGUACGAUGGCACUCAAUCGGUCACCGUUGAAGACAUCCGCCAAUUUGCCACCGACGUCGUCAACUCCACCAACGUCGAAGUGUUCGCCUCGGGCGCUAACGAAUCUGACUUGUCCAAGUUUAUCCAAGAGUCUUCCUUCUCUAAGAUUCCCGGCGGUGCUUCGGAAAACAUCCCUGUGAUCUCGAAGUCUGGCGCUGAAGUCAGAAUCCCCGCUUCUGGUGAAUCUGUUGCUGCUUUGGCCUACGCUGUCAAGCCUGAGCAAUUUGGUGCUUACGAAGCUUUGUCGGCUGCCUUGGGUAACCACUUCUUGGGUGUCGAUGCCAACUCGGCUUUGGCUUCGAUCAAGGGUGCCGUUUCUCAACUUUACAAAUACGAAGACGCCGGUUUGUUUGUCGUGACUGUAAAGGGUGAAGCUACUCAAGUGGCCGAAUCUAUCAGAAGAGCCAAGGAAGCUGUUGAAACCACUUCUAUUUCCGCUGAAGCUGUCAAGAACGGUGAAUUGUCGCUUGCUUUACAAUCGAUUUUCGAAUUCCCUCACUCGGUCAAGAUUUCCUCUGACAAGCCUGAAUUGCCCCAAUUCAACUACGUGGCUGUGGGUGAUGUCGACGUUUUGCCUUACGCCAAUGAAUUGUAA